This is a messenger RNA of Diaporthe citri, 828 nucleotides long. RefSeq lists its product as uncharacterized. Lineage: Eukaryota; Fungi; Ascomycota; Sordariomycetes; Diaporthales; Diaporthaceae. The record is from RefSeq and is a predicted model, not a curated record. Gene Ontology annotation, molecular function: rRNA (guanine) methyltransferase activity. The transcript is spliced from 2 exons. Gene Ontology annotation, cellular component: nucleolus. Bases 1 to 828 code for a protein of 275 amino acids. Gene Ontology annotation, biological process: rRNA (guanine-N7)-methylation.
AUGUCUCGGCCCGAGGACACACUCGCGGCCGAUGUCCACUACAAUGACACUGAGGCCCGCAAGUACACGACAAGCAGCCGCAUCCAAAACAUCCAAGCCUCCAUGACCCGCCGAGCCCUGGAGCUCCUCGACCUCGAAGAACCAUCCUUCAUCCUCGACGUCGGUUGCGGCAGCGGCCUGUCAGGCGAGAUUCUGACCUCGGAACCCGAGGAGCAGGGCGGUCCACACAUCUGGGUCGGCAUGGACGUCUCACCGUCCAUGCUGGACGUGGCCCUCCAGCGAGACGUCGAGGGCGACCUGCUGCUCGCCGACAUAGGGCAGGGCGUGCCGUUCCGCGCGGGCACGUUCGACGCGGCAAUCAGCAUCAGCGCCAUCCAGUGGCUCUGCAACGCCGAAAGCAGCGAGACGAGCCCCGAGGGCAGGCUGUCGAGGUUCUUCAACGGGCUGUACGCCAGCCUGAAGAGGGGCGGCAAGGCCGUGUGCCAGUUCUACCCCAAGAACGACAAGCAGAAGCACAUGAUCACCCAGGCCGCGGUCAAAGCGGGCUUCGGCGCGGGUAUACUCGAGGACGACCCGGAGACCAAGAACGUCAAGCUGUAUCUGGUGCUCACGGUCGGCGGCACCAGCGGCGACAUCACGGGGGUCGUGAAGGGCAUGGACGGCGUGGACGUCCAGGACUCGAGGAGGCAGGGCAAGAACGGCAAGGGUGACAUCAAGAAGGGCAGCAAGGCUUGGAUUGUCAAGAAAAAGGAGCAGAUGGAGCGCAAGGGCAAGAUCGUCAAGGCCACUUCCAAGUAUACUGGAAGGAAACGGCGGGCGCAGUUCUGA